Messenger RNA from Seriola dumerili (greater amberjack), 3146 nucleotides. It is a transcript of the gene fbln7, whose product is annotated as fibulin 7. The transcript is spliced from 8 exons. NCBI's taxonomy places the organism in Eukaryota, Metazoa, Chordata, Actinopteri, Carangiformes, Carangidae. Gene Ontology annotation, molecular function: calcium ion binding. The record is from RefSeq and is a predicted model, not a curated record. Bases 198 to 1529 code for a protein of 443 amino acids.
CAGAGAUAGGAGCGCAUCUCUGUCUCAGACACCUGAUGAGCAUCAUCCAAACUAUUUAACUCUUUAACCUAAUUUUACAAGCGAUAACUGAUUUAAUCGAAUCACCGAAAAAACAAAACAAACAAAAAAACAACAACAAGCCGACUAAAUCUUGAAGAACAUCACCAGGGGAAAGUAUUAUUACGGGACAUUAAAGGAUGGCACUGUCUUUUCGACGCAGGUGUUUGCUUUUGCUGUGUUUGACAGCUAUCCAGAGUGGCCAUGCUGCCGUCCAGACGUGCAUGGAUAAGCACCAGGUGGUUGGGGUGCUCCGUCAAAUGGAGAAGUUUCUGAAAGGCCAGGAGAUGCGAUUUACCGAGGGUCUCAGGAUCAUGAAGUCAAAGCUGGCAGCGCUUCAGAACUCUGUCUCCAAGUUACCUCAAGCAGACCAGUCAGCUGCUCCCACCACCUGCCCCUCCCUGGAAGCCCCAGCUCAUGGAACCAAGUUUGGCUCAAAGUAUUUUGUUGGACAUGAGGUCCAUUUCACUUGUUCCCAGGGCUACCAUCUUGUCGGUUCUGCCACACGUGUUUGCCGGGACAAUGGCACCUGGACUGGCAUCAGUGCCAUCUGUAAAGAUAUAAGCGAGUGUGCAAGUAAUCCCUGCCAAAAUGGAGGUACCUGUGUGGAAGGUGUUAACCAGUACAAAUGCACCUGCCCCCAGAACUGGAGUGGUUCUCACUGUCAGCACCAUACCCAGACAGCACCACCUGAGUGGAGUGUUAUGAACGAUCCAGCGUUCAGCCGGAGACCUCGCUGUGCCCAAGUGAACCGAGCCCAACACUGCAGCUGUGAUGCAGGCUUUCACAUGAGUGGCACCUCUGACAACAGUAUUUGUCAGGAUGUAAAUGAGUGUGAAGUGUACCGGCUGGACCAAGGAGGGAAGCUGUGUGUCCACGAGUGUGUGAAUGUACCCGGAUCGUACCACUGCUCUUGCCCCACCGGCUACAAGUUGCUCCCAGAUGGGCGGAGCUGUGAGGAUGUGGACGAAUGUUUAAGCCAGCAGCACAACUGUAGCCGAGGGACAACUUGUAUCAACACGGGUGGAGGCUUUCAGUGUGUAAACCCCGAGUGUCCCCGUUCUCAUGGCAACAUCAGCUACGUCAAGACAUCUCCCUUUCAGUGUGAGAGAAACCCCUGCCCCAUGGACAGCCGUUCCUGCCACCAGGCUCCUAAGACCGUGUCCUUCCACUACCUGUCUCUGCCCUCCAAACUGCAGACUCCUGCCACGCUCUUCCGUAUGGCGACUGCAGCAGCCCCCGGGCGCACCGGUCCAGACAGCCUGCGCUUCGGCAUAGUGGGUGGAAACUCCCGAGGCAUCUUUGUCAUGCAGCGUUCAGACAGACAAACUGGCGAGCUAAUACUGGUCCAGCAGCUGCGUGGACCACAGGAGAUCAGCAUUGAUGUGGACAUGUCUGAGUACAGCGACCGCACCUUCCAGGCCAAGCAUGUGGCCAGGGUUCACGUUAUGGUUUCACCUUACAACUUCUGAGAGCAAGGUUUGAAAGGAGGAAGACGAGAAACAGAAAGGUGAAGAGGAACAGGAAAGAGUGCGUAGUGGGCACUGAUUUUACUGAUACUGUUUCUUCAUCCCCAAUCAGAAAUUCAUUUGUCUGAGCAGGCAGUCGCAGGCCAACAUUUGUUCAGUGGCCAAAUUACCAAAAGAGAGAGAGAGUGACAGUAUUUAAAGUGACAAUAGACAACAUUUCAACUGUUCAGCUAUCAGCCUUGCUACUGUCCAAAACAAGUAAGAAUUCCAAUUUGAUCUCAGUCCUAUGAUUAAGGCAGAGUAAAACAUCCGGUUGCAUUAAUAAGUAGGCAGGUGUUGUUAUUAAUGAAUUCAGUAGAAAUAAGGCCAACUCAAUGUCAGUUCUUUCCAUAGUUGGACUGUCCAUCAGGACUACUGGGACAAAUCCUGGUGGGCCAGUGGACCUUAAAAAAAAUCCAUAAAGUUUUUAAUGGCCCAGUCAGUCUCUUUACCGGCCUUCUGUCCAAUCUCAGCGGAUGAGUCCAGGGCUGAAUUUCUGUCCCAAUCUGACCAUGGAUCUCCCAAUUAAGUGAAUGUCCAUCUGAGGUUCACUCCUGUUUUAUCUUGGUUUCCAUCUUUCUCCCUCUACGCCUCCUUUGCCUCCUCUUACAACGGGGCUUGUGUAGAGUUUCCACAGUUGCUCUGGUUCUUCCACAGUCCAUUCCAUUCCAUUUCCACUACCCGAAGAAAGCUACCAAUAGCUACUGGGUAAAACAAAAGCACUAUCCUCUUACUUUUUUUGUUACGCAGUGGCAGACGCACUUUCUUGCUGUAAAUCAAGUCUUCAUUUUUCCACAAAAUUUCAUUCUCAGACAAAAUUGCAAUAGAGAAAGCAAAGCAUAUAGGAAAACAAUCUAAAUGCUGAUGAUGUCAUUAUUCUGUAGCUAUUAUAUUGUGCAAUCAACAUCAACUUCAUAAUGAUAAGUUAAAAUAAAAAAAGUUGUAUUUUCACUUUAACAGUUAUGAAUAUAACAAUAUAUAACAAUAUAUGCCAAAACACAUCACAGAUGCUUCUUUAAGUAGUGUCAGUAUGAUCUAUGACUGAUGAUGUUUGACUGAGUACGUCUCAAUGCAUGGAGACGAGCUAAACAAAGGGGAGGGAUGGAUAACUAUUUUUGUCAUUACUGUUGCUCUACGUUUGUAUUUUUAUGUCCAUCAUAGAUCAUGUCUGAGCAGCUCAGGGUCAGGCCCUGGGGCUGAUGCACUGCCCUCGCUUUAUUGAUGAUAAAUCCCUGUAAGACAUUAGUGCUCCUGUGGCUCUAAUUUAUUGGAAAUAUUGUUGCUGGUUUUUACAUUGUAACAUACUGUGCGCAACAUGUUUAUCUUCCAUCAUAUACUGUAUAUUUGUUUUUUUUGUACUAGCUUGCUUUGUUUAAGGCACCAGUCAUUAUACUAAGGGAGUUUUUUUAAAACAGUAGAUGCAGUUCUGUACCUGGGCAUAUUUCUUCUAUUACUCAUAUUCUGUAUGUUACCCAGAAAUAGUCUCAUUAUACUCGAAAUCAUAGAUGAUUUGGCUAGCUUGCCAAUGCACUACAUAAUUUAUCUGGAAUUUUAAUUGUCUCUGCAUAACUGAAAUAAAGU